UGGUUACUCAUAAAAAAACCAACCGCUUGGUUAAAGCAAAGCAAGCACGGGCUACUCAUCAGAAAUCGACUUUCAUUUGCUGCACAGCGCACACACUGACGCUGAAGAAGAAGAAGAAGAAGAAGGAUGAGUUAUGUACAGCAAGCCAGAGAAAAUCACGUAAAAAAGAAAGUUGAAGAAGCUUUACGCAGCAAAAUGAAGCAGAAGGCUUUAAAGCAAUGUGAUCAAUACACUGCAAAAUAUGCUGAAUGUGCUGCAGGAAGGACCUUAUCAGUUGUUUGGCAAUGUCGUAAGCAAGCUAAAGAACUAAAUAAAUGUCUUCACCAGUA
Messenger RNA from Camellia sinensis, 329 nucleotides. The record is from RefSeq and is a predicted model, not a curated record. NCBI's taxonomy places the organism in Eukaryota, Viridiplantae, Streptophyta, Magnoliopsida, Ericales, Theaceae.